AGGUUCUUGUGAUUCUAAAUGUUUCAUACUUGAGUGGAAAGUGGAGAGGCAAUGUAUCAACAAAACUCGCUCUCAGACUCGGAGAUAUAUAUAUAUAUACACAAGAGUGUCACAAAACAGACACACAAUACAGCGAAACAACACGUUAUAACAAUUUCGCAUUGGAACACGCGGGUUGCGGACGAUCUUAAAAUCUCAAAAAUUCAAAAAUCAAUAAUUAAAAAUUGAAAAUCAUUAUUUCUUCAGGGGAUGCAUGCGUAACGGACUCAUUUCAAUUCCACGUUCUCUUCUUCUGAAUCAUGCUCUUCUAGCUCCCAUUACCAACUUGUUUCCGAAGAUCAAUAGCUAAAGGUGAAUCUGUUGAGCGAGCUGUUGUAGCUGCUUCUUAGUAUAUUAUUGUGAUUAUUGUGAUAUAUGGAGGCAACCAAGGACAAUGUUACUGGGCUUAUUCUGGCCGUUUCGUCCAGCGUUUUCAUUGGUUCUAGCUUCAUAAUCAAGAAGAUGGGGCUUCGAAGAGCAGCCACUACAGGGAAAAGAGCAGCCACUGGAGGGCAUUCAUACCUACUUGAACCGUUUUGGUGGAUUGGAAUGAUCUCAAUGAUAGUUGGGGAAAUAGCCAAUUUUGCAGCUUAUGCAUUUGCACCUGCGAUUCUUGUAACCCCUUUAGGAGCCUUAAGUAUCAUUUUCAGUGCAGUGCUAGCUCACUUUAUCUUGAAAGAGAGAUUGCACAUCUUUGGUGUGCUUGGAUGUGCUCUUUGUGUGGUUGGAUCUACAACUAUUGUUUUACAUGCUCCGCAUGAAAGAAUCAUUCAUUCUGUCAAGGAAGUUUGGGAGCUUGCAACAGAGCCAGGUUUUAUUUUGUACACUUGUGCUAUGAUCAUUGUGGUUAAUUUUCUCAUUUUCUAUUGCGUUCCACGCUAUGGACAGACCCAUAUGAUAGUAUAUAUUGGAAUAUGUUCUUUCACAGGCUCAAUUACGGUCAUGAGCGUGAAAGCAGUAGGAAUAGCUCUGAAGCUUACAUUUGAAGGCACAAAUCAAUUCAAGUACUUUCAGACCUGGUUUUUUACACUGAUCGUGUUAGGAUGUUGUCUUUUACAGAUUAACUACUUGAACAAGGCAUUAGACACUUUCAACACUGCUGUCGUAUCACCAGUUUACUAUGUCAUGUUUACAACAUUUACCAUUUUUGCCAGCAUGAUCAUGUUUAAGGACUGGGCCUCGCAAAAUGCAUCGCAAAUCGCCACUGAGAUGUGCGGCUUUGUCACGAUUUUAUCCGGGACCUUUCUCCUUCACAAAACUAAGGACAUGGGAGAGAAAUCGGUACUUCCUCCCCCUGUGUUCAUGACUCCAGAACACACUAGAAACGACUCAGAAGCAAUAUAGCUGUGCGGCAGUGAUGGUCUUUUCCCCUUUAGAAAAAUCUGAUGAAGGUUAUGCUAAAUGCUCUUUCAAAGAUGAAGCUGUCAUGGAAAAACGGCAAAGCC
This is a messenger RNA of Arachis duranensis, 1484 nucleotides long. RefSeq names its product probable magnesium transporter NIPA1. The transcript has 9 exons. Gene Ontology annotation, cellular component: membrane. The coding region runs from base 415 to 1383 and encodes 322 amino acids. Lineage: Eukaryota; Viridiplantae; Streptophyta; Magnoliopsida; Fabales; Fabaceae. The record is from RefSeq and is a predicted model, not a curated record. Gene Ontology annotation, molecular function: magnesium ion transmembrane transporter activity. Gene Ontology annotation, biological process: magnesium ion transport.